Colletes gigas is the source of this 5038-nucleotide messenger RNA. Its product is annotated as ras-specific guanine nucleotide-releasing factor 1-like. The record is from RefSeq and is a predicted model, not a curated record. Gene Ontology annotation, cellular component: plasma membrane. Gene Ontology annotation, biological process: Ras protein signal transduction; positive regulation of GTPase activity. Gene Ontology annotation, molecular function: guanyl-nucleotide exchange factor activity; protein binding. The transcript is spliced from 26 exons. Bases 237 to 4721 code for a protein of 1494 amino acids. NCBI's taxonomy places the organism in Eukaryota, Metazoa, Arthropoda, Insecta, Hymenoptera, Colletidae.
UCUGGAGCACGAACAGGUGGUGCGGCAUCGGAGGAACACCGGGGGAAGAGAUAUAUCGGGAGAAGUAACAGAUCCAUGGAAGGACUUGCUCGAAGAGACCGAAGAAAUUGGAGUUCCUAAGGCACUCUUGCGACGCGAUAAACGUCCUCAGCGUACACGACAGCACGGUGUUAUUUUCUACGCUAUCCCAUCGCAUGUAAGAAAUAUCGGACAACUAACAUUACUUACCGGUGAUCAUGCUCAGCCCGAAGAUGCAAAGAACCGUGAGGGUGAACGAUUCUCAGCUCAUCAUGAUCUCUGAGAAGGCGCAGCACGAUCAUUCCAUGACUGGAUAUUUGCACAAGCGGACCGCCGACUUGGCAAAGUGGCAAUUACGAUGGUUCGUUUUAUAUCAGAAUUUGUUGUUUUACUACGAGAACGAGCACUGUUCGAGACCCAACGGCGUCAUUAUGUUGGAAGGAUGCUAUUGCGAUCGUCUGAUCACCGUCAAAGGCAAGGAGCCCGACAAACAGAAUUGUUUCGCGAUAUCCUAUAGGCGGGAAAAUCAAAGGCAAUACGAGCUGAAAGCAACCACGGAGUCCGACUGCACAACCUGGAUCGAUGCCAUACGAGAAGCCAGUUUCAACAAGUUGCUGCUGCAGAAGGAGAAGCUCGAGCAGAAACAUUUGCACCUGUUGCAGAUCAUCGAGAGCGAGAAGACGGAGAAAUCUCAAUAUGUACAGCAGUGCGAAGAUCUAGCGUCGGAAGUGAAGAAGCUUCGAACGGAAUUGUUCUCCGUGACGAAAAAGAGUAGACGCACGUCCGUAACGCACGUCACGAGAUGGGAGUUUCAGACGUCCACUGACAUUCAGACGUCAGAACUGAUUUCGCAAGAUAUGACCGAGAGAUCGUUGAAGAUCGAGCAAGUUAAAAAGGUACAAAGCUUCAUCCGGGGCUGGGUGUGCCGUAGACGUUGGAAACAAAUCGUCGAGGAGUACAUCAAAAGCCCUCACGCGGAAAGUAUGCGAAAGCGAAACAGUUUGGUGUUUAAAAUGGUGGAGGCUGAGGAGGAAUACGGGGAACAAAUGGAGAUUUUAGUGACUUGUUUCCUGAGGCCUUUCAAGAUGGCUGCGAGCUCGAAGAAACCACCUUGUAGCCACGAGGAUGUGAACAGUAUAUUCCUGAAUAGCGAAACGUUGUUGUUUCUCCAUCAAAUCUUCCUGAAGGGUCUCAUAUCUCGUAUGGAGAAUUGGCCCACGUUAGUUUUAGGCGAUUUGUUCGACAUGUUGCUACCAAUGUUGUCAAUUUAUCAAGAAUUUGUCCGCAAUCACCACUACAGUCUUCAAGUGUUGACCAGGUGCAAGCAGCUACCUUCGUUCGCAAAAUUGCUCACUAGAUUGGAGAACAAGCCUGCUUGCGGAGGACGUUCUCUGGAGACCUUUCUAACAUAUCCUAUGAAUCAGGUUCCAAGGUACAUUAUUACGCUGCACGAGAUUUUGGCGCAUACUCCAUUCGAGCACGUGGAACGUAUAAGCUUGCAAGAAGCGAGGCAACAGUUGGAAAAUUUGUCGAAGCAAAUGAACGACGAGGUCAGCGAAACCGAAAAUUUACGGAAAAAUUUGGCCGUGGAAAGGAUGAUCGUCGAGGGCUGUGACAUUUUACUGGACGUAAAUCAAGUUUUCGUCAGACAGGGUACGCUUAUCCAGAUCAUAGACAAGCCAAAAGGUGCACGAAGUAGAUUGAGCGCGACGUUCGGAGGCAAAAGUAGCAGCGAUAAAGAAGCAAUCAGACAGUGCUUCCUGUUUUCCAAACAUUUGUUAUUGACUACGCGCCAGUCGGACGACGACGGUCGUUUGAAUCUUAUCCCACAAAUCGGAAAAAUACCUCUUUGCAAUGCUGUGUUAGUGGAAGACCCCAACGAUCAGGGAACCGCGGAUGAUGACGAACUGUCAGUAUGUUCGAUGUCCAGCGGAAUCAGCGAGAGCAGCGGAAGUGGUAGCGGAAGUACGACUACUCAGCUGCAGAACCGUGAUUUUAAGAUACUAAUCGACCUGAAACCAGGCGAACCUAAAGCAACGGUCCUCCUUGUAGCUCCUACUAUACAGGAAAAGGCUGCCUGGAUCAGCGACAUCAGCCAAUGUAUGGAUAACGUACACGCCAACGAUUACUUGCACUGUGGCUCGUUGUCGGACACCAGUUCCGUCACAAUGCCACAGUCCAUGAAGAACGACCCGAAGCUGUUCAAGGACGACGUCGACAUUAAAUUCAGCGGCACAUUGAACUCUUGCAAGGUCCCGCACAUUCGAUCAGCCACGCCUGAACGUUUACUUCAACGUUUGACCGAUCUGCGAUUCCUCAGCAUCGACUUCCUCAACACGUUUCUACUGACGUAUCGAGUGUUCACCGACGGCGUCACGGUCCUCGAGGCCCUGAAGAACGUAUAUUACGAGGCUGAGCCACCGGAUGCUGAGACGUCCACCGGUUCACUCGAGUCUUUGGACGUGCUGGGUAGCAACGCGGCGGAGACUCAGUCGCAUAACGCGAGAUACAGCAGCUCGCCGCGAAGAAUAAGCGGUGCUAGUUCCGUUUCCGGUUACGGAUCCGAAAUAAGCGACUGCCGCGAUGUAAAAAGUUCCUGUGAUUUCACUGCAGGUGGAUAUACACUCAACCCAAAGGGUUACUGGCGAAUUGGAUCUAAAAAGACGGACGAGGAAAAGCAAUCACGCGUGGAAGCUCUGCCAAUAAUAAAACGCAGUCCGACUGUACAGUCGUCGAUCGCGUCUGUCGGGUCUCCAGCUACGCCACGGAAGAAUAGCGCUCAAGUGGAUUCGAACACCAAGGAAGGGGAUGACGGGUUUCAUCUGACUAUACCAAAAGUCAUCGCUGUCUCGUCGAGUUCUGAAACGCUUACGGAUACUACAGUAAUAAGUGCUCCCUCCUCUCCGAGCAACUUGAGCUCCCUCACGCUGGUAGGAUCGACAGAAUCUGGAUCAGGUUCAGGAUCUGAUCGAAGCCCUCAAGAUGGCGGCACUUAUUCCCGCGGAGUUUCCGAGGAGACUGUCACGCCUGUGGCAUCAGAAGCCUCGAAAGACGACGUUCAGUUUACCUACGACGAGUCGGAUCCUGAAACGCCGAAAUUAUCGAAGGAAGACAGCCCCCCGAAAAUGCCAUCAACGCCGCUGAAGAGGGUGCCUGAAACGACGGAAAGGGAAGCAGAAUUCAGCAAGCAAUGGAAAGAGAGGGAGAAGAAAGCCUCGGCUGAGGGCAGCGACGUUGCUGGGUCGACCGCGCUACCCCAAUCUCCGUUCAAAAACCAACAGAAACAACAAAUUUCGCAUUACGCCGAGCACAGAGCAUCGAUCGUUUCCGCCCCCGCGACCACCGCAAGGAGAAGUUCGUUUUCUGCCAUAACCGGAAAUUAUUGGGCCAGCAGACGGUCGAUCCACGAAACCGAAAUGUCAUCGAAGCAGGGGAACUUCCAGCACGACCAAGUUAUCAGCAAAGUCGGGGUAGUGAUAACCAGUUUUCGACAAAGUCAACGAAGCGUUGGACCUGAACCCAUCUGGAGCAGCACGUCGAAGGCUGCGACUGCGUUCGCGAUCGCGACGUCCGCGUCCAGCAAUCCUCCGGACAAAGAGAUCAAUGGGAACAAUCGCAUCGAUUCCUGCCGCGAUAGAACCAGACGGAAAGAGUCUGGCAUGUCCACCGCAGCCACGAUGCGAGUACUGAACGUCCUCAGGCAUUGGAUCUCGAAACACGGCCACGAUUUCGAGUCCGAUCAGAAACUGAAGAACCUGACGAUCGAGUUCCUGGAGGACAUUGUCUAUUGCCCCAAGUUGCUGCCAGCCGAGCACAAAGCUGCCGGUCAGCUGCUCAGGCUGAUCACCAAGGAAGAACCAGAGAUCAACAAAGUGGAUCUGAUGAAGCUGUUGGCCCCCCCAACGGUUCAAAGCAAAGAGAGCAUCGAGACACUGUCUGCGCUGGAAAUCGCGGAACAGAUGACGUAUUUGGAUCACAAGAUCUUCAUAUCGAUAUCUAGCGAAGAACUUCUUGGUCAAGCGUGGAUGAAAUCCGAUAAGGCGAGUCGUGCUCCUCAUAUAAUCCUGAUGACGAAAAGAUUCAACGAAGUCUCUCAGCUGGUUGUCUCCGAAAUCAUUCAACGUUCGAACCUGUUGGCGAGGGUCGCGGCGAUCGAGAAAUGGGCGACCGUAGCGGACAUCAGCAGAGUUCUGCACAAUUACAAUGGCGUGCUGCAAAUUUGCGCAGCCUUCACGAACAGCAGUGUCUUCAGGCUGAAAAAGACUUGGGAAAAGGUUUCGAAAACGACGAAACAGACUAUCGAGAGACUCCAAAACAUCGUUUCCUCGGACGGUCGGUUCAGAAACUUAAGAGAGGCGUUGCACCGUUGUGAUCCACCCUGUAUUCCUUAUUUAGGAUUGUACCUGACCGAUUUGUCUUUCAUUGAAGAGGGUACACCAACCAAGACCGAGGACGGCCUUUUGAAUUUUUCAAAAAUGCGAAUGCUUGCUCACGUGAUCCGUGAAAUACGGCAUUUCCAGCAAACGCCGUACAAGAUCGAACUGAUACCAAAAGUGACGAACUAUCUGCUGGAUCCUUCGUUGCUACUGAACGAGAAGGACCUGUAUCGCAUAUCGCUGGAGAUCGAGCCGAGGACGUCCAGGCUAAGUAAUUCGACCUUAAUUAAUCUGCCACCCUCCGUGAGCAACACGCCCACGAAAUGAAGACGAGCACCGGUGAAUUACACGUAAAUUAUCCCCAUUGUCCUCGAGCUAUUUUCUAGAGUAAGACACCCGGCCGCGAAGAGAUCCAUAUUGAAUGUUGAAUUAUAAAUCGUCGAUGCAACAAGUCGACGAGUCGAUGCUUUUCCAGUUAUUAACGCGAGAAUCGGGGAUUAAUGUUACGCUAAUGUUGUAAUCCAGAGCCUAACCUGCAAGUGUAUCCAGUUCCUCGAGUUUCUUUCAAUACGUAGAUGUCAGAUGUUAUCGCGAUUUUGCGUAGACGACGAAGAAUUGCGUUUUCGACCCCGUCCACUUCUGCA